AUGUUUGAGUUAAAUCCAAAUGAAUUAAAGUCAUAUCAAGAGAAAUAUGAUAAGUUAAUGAAGGCUAAGGUGACUCUGCAUUUUAAACAAACCAAAAAAAUUUUGAUUGGGCAAUUUUCAGUCACGGAUGCUCAGGCAGAUUCUAUUUUAAAAAAAGUAUUCUCUAGUUAAAGUUCUGAUGAGCUGAAUAAGGAAGGAUUCUUUAUGGCUCUGAGAUAUGUUUAAUGCUUGCAAAAUAAAGUGGACAUAGAAACUUGUAAUAUCAAUACAAUUAAAUUGCAAUUUCCCCUUAGAGUCAAUUGUAAAUCAAGUUUGAAGAAGUCAUUCUAAACUCCUUCCCAUGAAGAUAUAUUGGAGAAGUCAAUGAUUGCUCUGCAGAAUCUUUAGAAUUUAGUAAAAGUUCCAUCAACUUAAGAGAGGUAAAAAAGUCAAAUUCAUACAUAAACAAGGGAUAAUCAAAAUUAAUAAAUACAAAAAGAAUUAGAAAAUAUUGAUUUGGAGAAAAAUAUGAUUAAUUUAGGAGGAAUUCAUUCUUUUCAAUAGCAGAUAAAUUAGCCAAAAGCAGAAAACAGCAUAAUUCAGCCUUUUUUUGGUUAUGAACAAUAAAUAAUUAAGACCAAUUUAGAAAGCUAAGCUUAAAUGAUGAAGAGUGAAUAACACCUCAUUACUGAGUUUGGAGUCAUCGAUGUAGGUUAAAAUAAAAAUAAAAGUUAAUAACAACAGUCUUUGGAGGAUCCUUUUAAGACCAAUGGAAUGCCUUACGACAAUGAUCAGACUUAGAUGUAAGUAGCAAACGCAGUACCCAAAGAAAUUAAGGAAAAUAUACCUGAUGUGAUUGAAAUUGAUGAAGAUGAAGAAGAAGUAAUUUUGAAGCAUGAGGAUUCAAAAGAUAUCUAUGUAUGGAUUUCAGGUUAUUAAUAAUUUAAAGAUGCACCCUUCACUUAAACUUAUUAUUCAUACAAGGUUUGUUCUGAAAUACUUACUGACCCGCUUAAUGGUUCAUAUACUAAGUUUUAAGUUUGGAGGAGAUACACAGAUUUUAAGAUGCUACAAUAGUAUUUUACAUAGACUAAAUUGGGAGAUAUAAUACCAAGCUUACCAGAAAAGGAAGGGGUGUUAGCUAGUCUAAUGAAUAUGGUGGUAGAAAACCCUGAGUUUAUUUCUUAAAGGUAGGAGCAAUUACAAUUGUUCUUGUAAUAUUCGACAAGGUAUAAAGAUGAUUAGAUAUUACUGUAAUUUUUAAGUAAUGAGAAGAAAUUUGAUUUAAUCUUGAAAGAACUCAGGGUCAUGAAGGGAGACAAUUAUGAUGAGGACACAUUUUUACCGGAUCCUGAUGAAUUCACAAGAAAAUAAAAAUGGAAGGAACUUAUUGCUGGAAAAUAAAUAAUUGAAUUGUUUGAUUAUUUCAAGGGGAAAAAAGAAAUUGAAGCAAAAUUCUAGGAAGAAUAUCGUUAAGUGCAAUAGCAAUUUAAAAUAUUGGAGAAUAAAAAGUUAGAAUUAAGCAAAUUCAAAUAGUGUUUAAAUUAAUUUUAUGAUCCAAUCGAUAAGUUUUCUUCUAGUAGUUAGUUAUAAUAAACAUAAAUUAUAUCUGAAGAUAAUAUUCGGUAGGUAUUAGAGACUUAAAAGCUAUUUUAAGCUAAUUAUUCUAAACAUUAAAAUCUUAUUAUGAAUUAAGUUACACAGAUUGAGUUUUAAUUGAACAGUUUGACUUAUAGUUAUGAAUAAAUAUAGAAACAAAUCUACAAAUGGUUUGACGAAAAGAAAAGAUUAAGAGAGGAAAAAAAGUCAAGCAAAUUAGAGAUACAAAAGAAUGAGCUUGAGGAACAGAGAUUAUAGUUUGUGAUUUCUAAAACCAAUGAGACUUUGAUAAAAUUGGUCAAAUAAAUUACUGAGGAUUUGAAAGGACUCUUAAAAGAUUUUGUGGAGGAAUUGACCCAGAUUUGA
This is a messenger RNA of Paramecium tetraurelia, 1944 nucleotides long. RefSeq lists its product as uncharacterized. NCBI's taxonomy places the organism in Eukaryota, Ciliophora, Oligohymenophorea, Peniculida, Parameciidae. Gene Ontology annotation, cellular component: endosome. The record is from RefSeq and is a predicted model, not a curated record. Gene Ontology annotation, molecular function: phosphatidylinositol binding. The transcript is spliced from 3 exons.